Hydatigera taeniaeformis is the source of this 2256-nucleotide messenger RNA. NCBI's taxonomy places the organism in Eukaryota, Metazoa, Platyhelminthes, Cestoda, Cyclophyllidea, Taeniidae. The record is from the annotation of a GenBank genome assembly.
AUGCUCCGAACGCUCACGCUACUGGCGAUCUCCGGUGUCAUUUACAGCUGCUCCGCCUACGUCCACCUACCGGAACGCGGACCUUUCGACGAAUUGAGCUCAGAUGAGAUCUAUAACGCCUUCACCAAUCUUGCUAAAUUCCUGCACAAAAAACUUGUUGAUGGAUACUUUUUUCUAUCCUUUGACACAAAUCUCAGCUCUAUUCAGAAGCAUUAUCUCACUAGAGCACUGUACGUUGCAUUAGAGGUACCUCCCAAGCACAGACGUGACGGAAAUCGUUUCACACGCCUUGCCAGGGUUGCACUCUACACCCCUGCUUCAGGCUACGUGUAUGAGUACCUUGUAGGUACCACACAGUUCAAUGCAACCUUUACAGAAGCACGAAGACUUCCUGCUUUGAAACGGCCUGUGGAUGAGAUUGAGACAAAGGCACUGAAUCGCUUCCUUCAUCAAACAUGCAGUGACGAGUUCGGUCGAUUUCUAAAGCUGUACUACGGCGCUACGUUCAUGCAUAAAGAAGAUGGCCAGUUUGGGGUGCCAGAUUGUGCGCGAACAGUGGAAAGUGAAGCUGGCAAGAAAACCCCUCCCUCCGCCUUCUAUUCCUGUCUGUUUGCCAUGUUCGCAUCUCCUAGGGUGACUUUGCGAAGGCCCAGUAGGCGCGUUUCAGUGUUUCGACUGAAUAGAUUUGUACCACCGUACAAUCAACAUCCAACUGAUGUACAUAUAGAGGUUAGUUCAGAUCCAAUUAACUAUGCUACUCGGUUCGCUCUCCAUCUGCAGGUCGACCAUACUGAUGACGACCAGUCUCUUUGGAAGAUUUGCGGACUGAGCAUACAGGGCCAUCGAUUUAAUAGUAUGGAAGAAUUCUUGUCAAUCAGGUCCACAUGGUCAAAGCUCUUUGUUCCCAAAAUCAUCUUCACGAGCCCAUUCACGGACAGCCAUACGAGGCUGCGCAGUGGACUCUGUCCGCGUAGUCGCGUCAUGAGAACUGCUUUCACAUCAUUACAGGGCACAAUUGUGAACAAGCAUAUAUCCUACGGCCCGUGGCAAUUUGAUGUCGCGGUCCGCCAUGAAACCGGUAUCCGUUUUUAUAAUGUCUACUUCAACCAUCAAUUACUGAUGCAUGAGGCUGGACUAGACGAGACUGUGACCAUUUAUGGCGGAGAGACACCCUUUAUGCGUACUCUCACGUCGGUGGAAUCCAUGUUCGGCAUUGGUUCAUUAACCUCGGAAUUGUCACCCGGUAUAGACUGUCCUGAUGAUGCGGUCUUUCUCUCUGUUCCCGUCAUUCUGAGUCCGUCUGUGGGUGCAAGGAUAGUGCACAAUGGGAUCUGUAUUUACGCCUCGGCCGCAAGCGUGCAUGAAGGUGCAUUGCGUCGAUACGUUGAGCCGCAUGGGGAAAAUUUAGUGCAACCGGACCCCGGAUAUGCUACAGGAACGGUUGAGAAGGCGCUCUACGUGGUGACUCAGGCCGCCAUCUUUAAUUACCAUUAUGCCUUUGUAAACAUCUUUUCGGCAAGCGGUACCUACGCUAGUUACGUCGUUCCCUCAGGUUACAUCCACGUGGAUGUACCCUUAUCUACAGAUCCUCUUUUUGGGUAUGUAAUUCCCAGGCUUGAUCUGCGUUUCAGCCUACACACUCAUCACUUUCUCUUCUUCAUCGACGCAUUGGGAGUCAACAACACUGUAGAAAGGAUGCAGGUUUACGCAGAAGGACAGAAGGAUAGAGUGGAUAGCAUGAGCAUGAAAGUGACGAAGGUGAAGACAGAACGCGAGGGCAAAUUUCAAUGUGGGGAUCCAACCAUCCAACUAGCUAUCUGUUCGAAUGGUACAACGGAUGGAGUAAACUCUCAGUGUCUGCACAUCACCAAUACUUCACCAGUACCGUCACUGGUGUCGUACAAUUCGUCUCGCUCGUUCGCCUGGAUUCGGCAGAGCCUGUGGUUCACCAAAUACAAAGAGGAUGAACUGCGUGCCUCAUCCAUCUACAACGGCGUUGACUUAACAGAUCCCCUCGUCGACUUCACUGCCUUCAGUACCGAUGAGUCCCUAGAUGAUGAUGUGGUAAUGUGGGUAAACGUGGGAUUCAUUCACGUCCCAGUGAGUGAGGACAUACCCCAAACACCGAACAAGGGUAGUCAACUGGGACUUAUUUUGAGGCCCCAGAACUUCUUUCUACAAACUCCCGACGGCCCCGCAAAUGCGGCCUACGUCUUCACUACCGAUGUAAGUGUGCCUUAUGCCGACUCUUUAUAG